Messenger RNA from Phragmites australis (common reed), 1615 nucleotides. Its product is annotated as protein phosphatase 1 regulatory inhibitor subunit PPP1R7 homolog. The coding region runs from base 112 to 1143 and encodes 343 amino acids. The record is from RefSeq and is a predicted model, not a curated record. NCBI's taxonomy places the organism in Eukaryota, Viridiplantae, Streptophyta, Magnoliopsida, Poales, Poaceae. The transcript has 6 exons. Gene Ontology annotation, molecular function: protein binding.
UUCGGUAGCAAAUCGUCCAUUUUUCCGCAUAUUCUCCUCCUCCUGCUUGCACUCCGCCGCCUUCCAAAAGCUUCUCGAAACUCGAAUCCACACCCCUAUCCCGCGAUCCCCAUGGCCUCCGGCGAGGGAGGCGGCGAUCCGCAGGCUGCGAUGGCUGGCGGUGAGGCGGAGGCCGAGAUGGAGACGGAGGAGCAGGAGGGGCCGGUUCUGUGCCUCGACCUGACGAGCUACCAGCUGCACGAUCUGAGCGAGGUGGAGAUCCCGCCCACGCUGGAGGAGCUUGACCUCACCGCCAACCGCCUCUCCUCCGUUGACCCCCGCAUCGGCCACCUCGCCGGCCUCCGCAAGCUCUCCUUUCGCCAGAACCUCAUCGACGACGACGCCGUCGCACCCCUCUCAUCCUGGGAGACAAUCGCUGGGUUACAGGAGUUGGUCCUUAGAGAUAACAAACUUAAAAGGAUUCCUGAUGCCAGCAUCUUCAAGGGUCUUCUGGUGUUCGAUGUAUCUUUCAAUGAGAUAUCUUCCUUGACUGGGCUGUCCAAGGUUUCCAGCACAUUGAAGGAACUUUAUGUUUCAAAAAAUGAAGCUGCAAAGAUGGAAGAACUUGAACACUUCCAUGCAUUAGAAAUGCUUGAACUUGGUAGCAACAGAUUAAGGGUGAUGGAAAAUCUUGAAAACUUAACAAAUCUACAAGAGCUAUGGCUAGGAAGAAAUCGAAUUCGAACUGUCAACUUGUGUGGUUUGAAACUAAUUAAAAAAAUAAGUUUGCAAAGCAACAGGCUGACUUCAAUGGAUGGGUUUCAGGGAUGUAUUGCAUUAGAGGAACUGUACCUCAGCCAUAAUGGAAUUCAAAAGAUGGAAGGCCUCUCUACCUUGCAGAACCUCCGUGUUUUGGAUGUUUCAUCGAACAAGCUAACCGCUAUAGAAAAUAGUGAAACCUUAACCAGGUUGGAGGACCUGUGGUUGAAUGACAACCAAAUACCAUCACUAGAUGGGAUAGAGGCUGCUUUGGCUGGUUCACGGGAGAAGCUAACGACCAUGUAUCUUGAGCGAAAUCCUUGUGCAAAAACUCCAGAUUACUCAUCCACAUUGAAGAAAAUAUUUCCAAAUCUUGAGCAAAUUGAUUCAGAUAUCAUAUCAUGAAACUGGCUAAUCGUGACACCAAUACUCAGGCAAAGUAGGCCUCGGUUUUACCGGAGAAGGCAUCAGCAGCCAUCGAGUUGUGAACAAAUAAUAUAGACGUUUUCUAAUGAGUGCACCUGUUUCCAGCCUAUGCAGCCCUAGGCUGUCAUUGCGGCCAGCUCUACUACAAGGUCAGAGAAGAAAGUUGUUCAGGGGUGAGCAGGAAUGGGCCCCUACUUUCUGAAUGGCGAUUGGUAACCAAAUAAACGAAAGUUGUUUGAACCGACAGAGCAGUAGGAUUAUCCCAGGAUCCAUAGCCAUGUUACUAUUUUCAAGAUGCUACAUUUGCAUUGUGUGUGGAGUUCGUUCACAGUUUUUAUGCUCCUGUUGAACCAUGUUACGAGAGCAGACAUUUGUGUGUUGCUCCGAUGGUCUUGGUAGGAGUAAUGUUGCUUUUGAUUCCUCUAAGAUGAACAACUUGUUAAGAACUUCA